GAAUCCAGUAAAGCACCUCCCUUCAAAGACAAAAGGAAGAAGGUGGUUUUAUGCCUGAUAGGAUUGCUUUAUUUAAAUUCACGCGCUGCAAGAAUGACAAGUGGAUUACACGUGAAGCCGAGGAAACUUAUCAAAAGAUGAUCACCAUGUUUGAGACUUCAGCAUCAAAUGAAAAUCCAAUGACUGUUGAUCAAGUUUAUGAUGAUGUAAUGGGCACACGAUCAGGAUAUAUCAAAGGAAUGGGGAAUGGACCAAAACCACAAACAUCUAGAUCCACUCGAGCAAACACGUCCCAUCUUGAGGAUCAAAUGAAAGCGACUAUGAAUGAGAACUCUCAACUGAAGACAGAACUUGCUGAUUUAAAGAUGAGGUUUCAACAAUAUGAAGAAUUACUUGCUGCAUUAGCGGCAGAGAGAUCUAACCAAGAGUGAAUUAAUUCAAUGGAUGAAAUUUUUUUGUGAAUUACAAGGUAAAGUACAUUACUAUGUUUAAGG
Ipomoea nil (Japanese morning glory) is the source of this 494-nucleotide messenger RNA. RefSeq lists its product as uncharacterized. The transcript is spliced from 4 exons. NCBI's taxonomy places the organism in Eukaryota, Viridiplantae, Streptophyta, Magnoliopsida, Solanales, Convolvulaceae. The record is from RefSeq and is a predicted model, not a curated record. Bases 51 to 431 code for a protein of 126 amino acids.